This is a messenger RNA of Chenopodium quinoa (quinoa), 686 nucleotides long. RefSeq names its product 60S ribosomal protein L34-like. The record is from RefSeq and is a predicted model, not a curated record. Gene Ontology annotation, cellular component: cytosolic large ribosomal subunit; ribosome. The transcript has 4 exons. NCBI's taxonomy places the organism in Eukaryota, Viridiplantae, Streptophyta, Magnoliopsida, Caryophyllales, Amaranthaceae. Gene Ontology annotation, biological process: translation; ribosome biogenesis. The coding region runs from base 93 to 452 and encodes 119 amino acids. Gene Ontology annotation, molecular function: structural constituent of ribosome.
CCUCAAAUCCAUCAAAACCUCUGCUGCCGUUGGAGUAAGAAAGAGAGACUGAGACGCAGAAGAGGAGGAGAGAGAAACUUAACAACUCAACAAUGGCGCAGCGUCUCACUUACCGUAAACGCCAUAGCUAUGCCACCAAAUCCAACCAACAUCGCAUCGUCAAAACCCCCGGUGGAAAGUUGGUUUACCAGACUACAAAGAAGAGAGCUAGUGGUCCAAAGUGCCCUGUUACUGGAAAGAGAAUUCAAGGAAUUCCUCAUCUGAGGCCUACUGAGUACAAGAGAAGCCGAUUGCCUAGGAACAGGCGUACUGUCAACCGUCCUUAUGGAGGUGUUCUAUCUGGCAGCGCUGUCCGUGAAAGAAUCAUCCGAGCUUUCUUAAUUGAAGAGCAGAAGAUCGUGAAGAAGGUUUUGAAGAUUCAGAAGACUAAAGAAAAGGCUGCCAAGAGCUAGAGUGGCUGUGAAUUUUUUUUUGUCUUAGUUUCUCCAGAAGAAAUUUUGUUUUUAAGAGAAGAUGAUGAUGACUUAGGAAGAACCCUGUUUACGGUCCGUACUUGUGCCUAUUACUACAUUGAGGUGAUUGUUUGCUUUUUGAAUGAGCAUUUUUGUUUUACUUUUCACGCCCAGUUUCUCGAAAGAUCAUAUUAAUUAUUAAAGCAUAUACUCCGCCAUGGUAUCAGUGUUUUU